Molecule: messenger RNA, 726 nt
Organism: Aptenodytes forsteri (emperor penguin)
Lineage: Eukaryota; Metazoa; Chordata; Aves; Sphenisciformes; Spheniscidae
Product: claudin-16
Exons: 6
Coding region: 1-726 (241 amino acids)
Biological process (GO): bicellular tight junction assembly; cell adhesion
Cellular component (GO): bicellular tight junction; plasma membrane
Molecular function (GO): structural molecule activity
Source: RefSeq, a predicted model, not a curated record
AUGGGUAACCCCAUGAGCAGCACAGCCUUGCAGAUGACGGCAUUCGGUCUUGCUCUUCUCUCAACCCUCUUCCUGCUCCUUGCCACAUGCACUGACUGCUGGAUGGUGAACGCUGAUGACAGCUUGGAGGUAAGUCACAAAUGCCGGGGGCUUUGGAGGGAGUGUGUCACCAACAUGCAGGAUGGGGUCAGAACCUGUGACCAGUACGACUCCAUUUUGGCAGACCAUCCAGUGAAGAUCGUGGUGACGCGGACCCUGCUGAUCACAGCAGACCUCCUGGCUGGCCUGGCUUUGGCUACGUUGCUCCUUGGGCUCGACUGCAUCAAGUUCCUCCAGGAAGAGCCUCGUGUCAAACUGAAGAUGUGCUACGGGGCCGGUGUCACCCUCAGCAUCGGGAGCAUCCUGGGUCUUGUGGGCUCUGUGUGGUAUGCGGUGGACGUCUACCUGGAGAGAUCCAUGCUGGUGUCGCACAACAUAUUCCUGGGAGUCCACUACGACUUCGGGUGGUCGUGCUGGCUGGGGAUGGCUGGCUCGACAGGCUGCUUCGUGGCAUCCGUCCUGCUGACCUGCUGCCUCUAUGCCUGCGCAGGUCAGCCCCAGCAGCCGCUGGCAACCCCAGAGGCUUCCCCAGCCCCGGGGCCGAACGGCCGGCAAGGCAACCCCAGAGGCUUCCCCCGGGGCCGAACGGCCAUCAGCAAGAUGUAUGCCAUGGACUCCCGCGUGUGA